UUCAUAAAGCACAGCAGAUUUCGAGACUAACUGCAGCUUUCUUGAGUAACACAGAAAAUGAAGGAAUUGCUGUCUUGACUUUGAGGAGCUAAGUAUGCAAGAAACUUCAGGGCUCAACUCACACCAAAAUAUAACUUUUUUUAAUAAACAGACAUUGCAGCGGGGAAAUAAGUGAUAAAAUAACAUUUGGAGUAUCUCAGAAUGUUAAGAUGAACUGUUAACUUCCUUUGACUUUUUUUCUUUCCUCUCUAUAGGCUGGUAGAAGCGGAAAGACAGUUGCAGAAUUGGAAAAAACAAUUGGUUUGAUGAAAAAGGUUGUAGAGAGAGUCCAAAGAGAAAAUGAGGAUCUGAAAAAAACUCCAGCUGUGGUUUCUAAUGAGAAAUUACUUGGUCUUGAACAGGAAAAUGAGAAGCUAAAGUCUGAAAUGGAAAAGAUGAAACUUCAGGUGGGGGACCAGCUGAGUAUGCGUCAUGACUCUAAAACCAAAGGAAUGGAAAAAGUCAUUACUGAAAACGAGAGGCUGCGUAAAGAACUGAAAAAGGAAGCUGACAAUGGAGAGAAGCUACGAAUAGCAAAGAAUAACUUGGAGGUAUUAAAUGAGAAGUUAACAGGGCAGCUGGAGGAAACCAUUAAGAGGCUAAAUCUGGCUGAGAGCCAAAUUGAUGGAGCUGACAGCAAAACCUGGAAGCCCAUUGUAACAAGGAUGCACAAAACGAAGAUAAAGGAAAUGGAAAUGCAUAUUGCUAAAAAAACCCAAAGCAUUACUGACCUUAAACGGCUGCUGCAGGAAGCAACAGAACGUGAACAGAAUGCUGAUAAAAACUUACAAGAUCUAAAAGAACAAAUUGAGCUUCUCAAACAGUUUCCUGAAGGUACAAGGACAGAGCAAAGCCUUUUCAGGGAGCUUCAGCUUUUAAGAUUAACUAAUAACCGAUUAGAGAAAGACAAAGCAGAACUAGCUCAGCAGGUGGAAGAUUAUAAGCACCACAUGCACACAUGUACAAGCGAAGUUUCUGCAGCUGGACAGAAUGAAAUUUUACAGAAGGAUAAAAGUGACAGGUUAAUGGAAGCAGCUGACCUCCAGACACAGUUGAAAGCCUCUGAGCUGGAGAAACAGCAAUUAAGGGAAGAAACAAAAGCGCUGAGAAGAGAACUAGAAAACUAUGGCCCUUCCUUUUUUGAAGAAAUUGAAGAUCUGAAAUAUAACUACAGUGAAGAAGUUAAAAAAAAUAUUAUCUUAGAAGAGAAACUAAAGCAGCUUUCUGAAGAGUUUGGCAUUCAAGGGGAUAGUCCAGGCAAUGUUUCUGUUGAUUAGGCUAGUGUUUAGUGUCCUCAGUAUUAAUACAGUAAAUAAAUUCGGGGGCAAUUUCAUAAUAUUUAUUUUAUCUGUUUUUUAUCUCGGAAUAAUACAAGUCUAUUGAAGUUACAAUAGUUUGGCACAUACCUAAGAGCACAGAAUUGGAUUAGUCGACAGAUUAUGGUCAGUAUUUAUAUACACCAGUCAAAAAUGAGUUUUACUUCUCCCAGCCCCUUUGCAAUACUGUAUCUUAAUUUAGAACAGUAAUUUGAGUUAUACACAGGUGUUAAGCGAAGUUGAAACCUUGGACUUACCCUGUAAGUCAAGAAACUCUUAAAAUGUACCAAGUCUGCCAAGUUCCAGACCAGUAAAAACGUGCAAUUCGUUCUGCUGUCUCGCGCUAUCAUCCUUAACUGUGGACUCAGGGUCAGUGUGCUGACUACCUGCGCUUACAUCCCUGACUGUUUUUACCUCAAAUUUUAGAAAAUCCAAGAACAAAGAAUUGAAAAUAAAGUUAUAGUAGUAUUUCAACCAAUCUAAUGGUGUUUUGGUAUUUAAAUAAUUUUUCAUUUUGUAUAUUUUAUAUAGCUGGAUGUAUACUUUUACAGCACAAAUAAA
Molecule: messenger RNA, 1916 nt
Organism: Pezoporus flaviventris
Lineage: Eukaryota; Metazoa; Chordata; Aves; Psittaciformes; Psittacidae
Product: centrosomal protein of 290 kDa-like
Exons: 8
Coding region: 306-1316 (336 amino acids)
Biological process (GO): camera-type eye development; kidney development
Source: RefSeq, a predicted model, not a curated record